Impatiens glandulifera is the source of this 2746-nucleotide messenger RNA. RefSeq names its product protein TRANSPARENT TESTA 9-like. The record is from RefSeq and is a predicted model, not a curated record. The transcript is spliced from 20 exons. The coding region runs from base 131 to 2527 and encodes 798 amino acids. NCBI's taxonomy places the organism in Eukaryota, Viridiplantae, Streptophyta, Magnoliopsida, Ericales, Balsaminaceae. Gene Ontology annotation, biological process: regulation of autophagosome maturation; endosome to lysosome transport; endosomal transport. Gene Ontology annotation, cellular component: endolysosome membrane; late endosome.
ACCACGCUUUCUUCCAUUUCCGAUAAACGCCAACUGCUGAGCUCCUUCACCUUCUUCUUCAUCAUCUCUCUGGUUUAUGGAAGCUACAGUUUGUUAAUCUUGCUUUUUAAGACGAAGUCCAUCUGUGGUCAUGUGGCUCUCUUUCUGGCGAACGAUUGAUCGAUUCUCCUUGCUGCAUUUCAAAUAUGUAACUAAUGAACUGCGAAGGAUCAAAGUAGUGCAUGAGUUUAACAAGGAUGUAGUCAUCGAGUUGCUGCAAUCCAUUGUGGAGAUAGUGACCUAUGGUGAUAGACAUGAUCCAGCAAUUUUCGAAUGUUUUAUGGAAUAUCAGGUGCUUGGAGAGUUUGUUAGGAUUCUUAAGAACAGUAGAAAUGCAAGUUUAGAGGCACCACUUCUUCAAUAUCUGAGCAUAAUGAUUCAAAAUAUGGACACGGAUAAUGCAGUUUUCUACUGUUUAAGCAAUGGCUACAUCAAUACUAUAAUUACUCAUCAGUUUGAAUUUGAAAGGGGAGAUCUGGCUUCUUACUACGUGUCAUUCCUAAGAGCAGUCAGCAGCAAACUAAACACAGAUACUCUUUGUCUUCUCGUGAAGGUGCAUGAGGAUGCUAUAGUUUCAUUCCCAUUGUACACUGAGGCGAUUAAGUUUGCUUACCAUAAGGAGAACAUGAUUCAAACAGCAAUACGGGCAAUAACUCUCAACAUAUAUAAUGUUGGUGAUGACAUGCUUUAUCAGUUUGUGACUGCUCAUCCAGUUGCAAAUUAUUUCUCUGAUCUAGUCCUGACCAUACACAAGCGAUGUUUGCAUUUGGAUGGUAUUCCUGAUACAGGGGAUACUUGCACCAAUGAUCACACUGGGAAACUUCAAUUGGAAUGUGAUACAAUUAUGGAUGAUCUUUACUACUUAAAAGAUAUACUCUCUGUUGGCGAACCUCGGUUGAGCAAGAUGGUUACACAAAAUCUUAUCAGCUUCUUGGUCUUGCCAAUUAUGCUUCAUACACUUUAUUCCGACCAGAGUAAUGGAUUAACUCUAUCUCCAAUUACUUCUCUAUACGUACUGACCUGCCUGGUCCAGGUUGUUGAAGGGAAAGACAUGGUUAAUUUUGUAGCUAGUUCUGUUAUACAUGCAUCUCUUUCUUCAGUCAUGCUAGAACUUCUGGAAGAAGUUACAGAUGUGGGCAUUUGUCCUACUAGUUCCACAUGUGAAAAGGACUAUCAUCAGCCUGAGAUUUUGGAUGACUUCAGAAAAAGCUAUCUAUUUGGUUGGAUGAAAGAGUACAUACCCAGCAAUUCACGUUUCUUAAAAUCCAAUGAUUUUGAUGCGCAAAAAGAAAGGAGUGGAUUACUUGGAUACAUUUUUUCGGAUGAUCAUGGUCUGUUGCUGACAGCACUCAUGCUAUUGCUCGUCCUGGCUGAAUCUAAAGAUACUGAGUUCAAAUUGGCUACAAUGAUAGGAGUCUCUCGAGCAACUACUGGGAUGCAACAGACAAAUCACCUAUCACCAUCAACGAUGAUGGAUCAAAGUAUCUUUUUGAAACACAUGCCUGAGAUUUUAAAUGCAUUAUUGAAUAUUUUGGCAAGUCAACCACCACCCUCAGUGCUAAUACAAUGGCAUACAGGAUGGUUUCUAAGGAAGAUGCUGUUUUUUCACAAAAACCAGCUCAGUGAUGUUUCAAGUCACCUCUUCAAUGUAUCAUUUGAGCGGUCUUGCAAAUCUCUACAAGAAGAACUUAACGGUAGCUGGUUUGAUCACAUCCCAGACAUUUUUAAAACUGAAUGGACAAGCUGCAAGAAUGCUCUUGAGGAACCAACUCAGUCUAAGGAUCCUUUUUUGCUCAUGGAGCUUGGUGGCCAGAAACACUCUUCCAGUGGCAAUGGAGGUGACAUAACUCCGGCAUUACCUUGGCAACGGAUGAUUAAUGCUGUUAAGGUUUUGGUUCUUCAUCUUCAGUUGAAGCCAUUUAUUUUUGGUGGGGAUCCAUUUGAAAACCCAUUGGUAAACUUUAAGACAAAUUCUUUGGCUGUUUCUGGAAGAAAAUAUGUUUCAGAUCUUUCAUCUGCAAGCUUUGGGUCAGAGAUAGCUUUAGGCUCUGGAAUCCCUUGUAAAAUCUCAUUUUCAAAAGUUGGUUCGCGUGAUAUAUUUGUUUUACCAGUAGCGAGGGGAAUGUCAGGCAAAUUGUUCCUCGUAGAGAAACAUCCAUUACAUUCCAAAAGAGGAGUUGUAAUUGCUAUUGCACCUUUGGCUGGUCUUAAUCCAAAAGCAGAUGAGAAACAUAGAACAUGGUUGCAUUUGCAAAUUAGGGAGUUUGAACCAGUAAUACCAUUGGGUAAAAAUAAAAGAGAUACCCAAGCAUCAUCAUCAUCCAUAGAUGAGCAAGAUGGGCGAUGGACUCUAGGGUUUUCGGAUGCAAAUGCUUGCGAAGCUGCUCGAUUGAGCAUAUGCGAGGAAAUAAGCAGGCAGAGGUCAUGUGUAGAGACCUUGCUUGCUCCUUUUCUUCUUCAACAAUGUUCACCUGAUCAUACUAAGUGACCAGGUUAGUUGAUCUUGUUUCUUUCCUUCUUUUGGUAUACAUAUUAAUAUAUAUAAUCUUCUUCUAUUCCACAUGAUAGAGGUCAAGACUAAUGAUAAAGAGAUUCAUUAAUAGUUGUGACAAUAUUAAUGUGUUGUAUGUAACAAUGGAGACAGAGACAUCAUCUAUCAAAAACUUGAAUCAAAUUUCCAAAUCUAAUAAUUUUUCAUAUUCUCUUA